CUGGUUUAAUAGAAAAUAAUCUUGUGUUUGGUGUGUUGUGUGGAUGGCUAACAGUUACAAACCCUGGUCAUGAAACCCUUAACCAGUUUGGUGACUGUAAAUGAAUCUGCAGAUGAAUUAGAGGCAGGGCGUUUCUGCAGAUAAUGUGACACAUGCAUGUGUUUGUGUGCUUGAGUUUCCUCAUCUGCAGAGAGAGACAUUAUAUCUCAGUGUGUCUUAUGUGCACAUCGUUAAGUGUUUGUCAGGAAGAUAAGACUGGAUUAUUAAGGACAUGUUAUACACUGAAAGCAUUCAAAAAUCUGGAGUUUGGCUGUUUGCACAUAACGUUUUCACAACUCACUGGGAAUGUCAGCAAAAUAUUCAUAAACAUAUUUUAUGUAGCUGGCCACAAAAAGACUGUAGUUUCUCAACUUUGUCCUAAAGGUUACGACUUGGUAAAUAACACUGAGUAAACAUGUUUAACCUGACCUGUUUAAUGUGGAGUAUUCACAUGCAUUUGGCUUAAUAAAUAGCGUGCAAUAGUUGCAUAAAUAUCUGCACGCCCCUAAAGUCAGGUUUUCAUUGCUAUUCUAACUAGAGCUUUUGUUGCAUGUGGGCGCUGGCAUCUGAUCCAUCCUGGCAUGUUGAGAUGUAGGUCAUGGAUGCUCUCAUGUCACGACGUGCCGCAGGAAGAGUUUCUUCACCAUCUCCACAUCAUCAGCUUAUGUACACGCUCCUCGUCUGUCAUGUGUUUCCCUCCACACCCGCUGAUCAAACAGCACAAUGACUGCGUUUCAUGUCCUCGCUCUUAUACUGUGUUUCUGUGCUGAUCAGGGUCUGCUGAGAGAUGAGGUGAAAGAGCUGAACUGAGGGAAAUCACACACAGAUCCACAGGCUGUCAGGAUGUUCCAGAGGAAGAAGAAGAAGAAGAGGAGGCUGGAGAUCUCCUCACCCAGGAACUUCGAGCACAGGGUGCACACGUCCUUCGACCCGGUGCAGGGCUGCUUCGUGGGUCUGCCGCCUCAAUGGCAAAGCCUCAUAGACACGCUCCGGAGACCCAAACCUGUGGUGGACCCCUCCAGCAUCACGCAGGUGCAGCUCAAACCUCAGAAGAGGAUCGUUCGCGGCAGUUUCAUCGGACACGAGGACUACAUUUCUGCGGCGAUCGCUCAGAUGAAUCGUCUCCCUGUUACAAGCUCAAACUCGUUGAGGAGAACAAGCCCGUCUUUAAGGAAAAGAGCCCAGUCUCUGGGCCGUCUGGGUGAGGUAGCCGAAGGAGAGACUUACGAAUAUCAGGAGCUCAAUGAGGCCAGUCGGAGGAAGGGGCGGGCAGGUGUUAACAGCUACACCGUAAACUCCACCGAGUCACGACCCAGAGCCAAGUCCAUGUUCAUGGCACAGCCGGUGCUGAUGCCCCGGGACAUUCUGCUCGCACCUAGAACCGCUCGUGAAGGGCCUGGUAUUGAUAAAAGAGAUGUAAAACCCAACCAGAGGCCCGUAUCGUGUCUCUACAACACCUACAGCGAAAACAAUGGAGUGAGACUGAACUCAGAUCAGCCCACGAUAGAAACGCCGAGGAGGCCUCAGUCCACAUACAACUUCAAGGCGAGUUUCCCAGCUAUUUCCAAACCCAACGGCACUAGCAGUCCUAAACCAGGCCUUGGAAUAACCAGCCAUCCCAACACACGGCGUUCCACCAGCGACAUGAUUUCUCCCCAUCAACCCCCUGCGACUCCAGCCUCGGUCGCUCUGACGCAGGACAGCCCGUCUCAGCCCAGACCCGCUCCGACCGGCUCGCCCGCGGCCCCCAGCGGAGCCUCGUCCCCCAGCCUCAGAGCGGCCCAGACGCCCGGCAGCGGCCCGGAGACGCCCGGAGUCACCCACCAGCAGUUCAGAGCCGCGCUGCAGAUGGUGGUGGACACCGGCGACCCUCGCUCGUAUCUGGAGAACUUCGUGAAGAUCGGCGAGGGCUCCACGGGCGUGGUGUGCAUCGCCCGAGAGAAGCACAGCGGCCGGCAGGUCGCCAUCAAGAUGAUGGACCUCAGGAAGCAGCAGAGGAGAGAACUGCUCUUCAAUGAAGUGGUUAUCAUGCGAGAUUACAGGCAUAAAAACGUGGUGGAGAUGUUCAAGAGUGCUUUGGUGGGUGAAGAGCUCUGGGUCAUCAUGGAGUACCUGCAGGGCGGCGCUCUGACCAACAUCGUCUCAGAAACCAGGCUAACAGAGGAGCAGAUUGCUACAGUGUGUGAAGCUGUUCUCCAGGCUCUCUGUUAUCUUCACGCUCAGGGCGUCAUUCACAGAGACAUCAAGAGCGACUCUAUCUUACUCACGCUGGACGGCCGGGUCAAACUGUCCGACUUUGGAUUCUGCGCUCAGAUCAGCAAAGACAUCCCGAAGAGAAAGUCGUUAGUCGGGACUCCGUAUUGGAUGGCGCCGGAGGUGGUUUCAAAGACGCCCUACGGCACUGAGGUGGACAUGUGGUCUCUGGGGAUCAUGGUGGUGGAGAUGAUCGAUGGAGAACCUCCGUAUUUCAGCGAGACGCCGAUAGCAGCGAUGAAGAGACUGCGAGACGAGCCGGCGCCGACCGCCAGAAACAUCAGCAGGAUCUCUCCCGUCCUGAGGGACUUUCUGGACUCGAUGUUGACGCGUGAUCCGCUGGAGCGAGCGAGCGCCAGAGAUCUGCUCCAGCAUCUCUUCAUGCUGCAGGCCGCUUCUCCUCGCUGUCUGGUGCCGCUGGUGGAGCAGUACCGCAAACGCAUGUCCCGCUGCUGACCUUUAGCACUUUAGAGACUAUGAACCUUCCCGAUCUGCUGGAAAAACCCUGAGCUGAAGAACCUCAUGGAGGAGGACAGGAGCGAUUCACUCCAAAACCAUCAUUCUAUCAGCCUUUAUUCCUCUUAUUCUAAUGCAUUUGCACAGAACCUUUGAUAUUACGUGUCCUGUGUAAUAUAGACUGUGCUGAUGGGUUUAUUAAAUCCAUCUGACGAUCGUUCACAAUGUAUGGAAGCCUGUUUCUGCUUUUGUGCUAGG
Cyprinus carpio (common carp) is the source of this 3006-nucleotide messenger RNA. RefSeq names its product p21 protein (Cdc42/Rac)-activated kinase 6b. Gene Ontology annotation, biological process: regulation of MAPK cascade; protein phosphorylation; intracellular signal transduction. The record is from RefSeq and is a predicted model, not a curated record. NCBI's taxonomy places the organism in Eukaryota, Metazoa, Chordata, Actinopteri, Cypriniformes, Cyprinidae. Bases 883 to 2748 code for a protein of 621 amino acids. Gene Ontology annotation, cellular component: cytoplasm. Gene Ontology annotation, molecular function: protein serine/threonine kinase activity; ATP binding. The transcript has 10 exons.